CAGUUCGUGAUUUUUCUUUGUUCCGAAACGAUUAUCGAGAUGAAGUCCCUUUUGUUCGUCGGUUGCCUUCUUCUUGUCGCGGAUAUGAUCCGUGGCAACCAAAAAGUGGCAGAGGCUUUUCGAGAACAGAUCGAGGCCUGUGCGGCAGAACAAGAUAUUCCGGCUGAGGAGCUGUCGAAAUUCGACAACUUCGAGUUAGAAGGCGAGGAGAAAAAGAAAUUCGGCUGCUUGAAGCUCUGUGUAAUGAAACGAUCCGAACUUAUUGAUCGAGACAACAUAAACGCUGAAAAAUACGAACAAAUGGCUGAGAAAAUAUUUGAAGGUGAUGCGGAAAGAGUUGCCGAAAGCGUGCAGAAUAUGUUAACUUGUGUCGAAGAAGCGAAAGAGAUAUCUGACGAAUGCGAAGCGGCGUUUGAAUUUUCGCGUUGCAUCGUGCAGAAGCAAAAAAAUUGAUCGAAUAAUUUGCUGCCGGAACCAAUUAUCCUUAAAACAAUUUUCAAUUAAAUAAUCAAAUCACAAUUCAACGAUUAGAACUGUGCAAACAUGC
Megachile rotundata (alfalfa leafcutting bee) is the source of this 547-nucleotide messenger RNA. RefSeq lists its product as uncharacterized. Gene Ontology annotation, molecular function: odorant binding. The record is from RefSeq and is a predicted model, not a curated record. NCBI's taxonomy places the organism in Eukaryota, Metazoa, Arthropoda, Insecta, Hymenoptera, Megachilidae.